AAUUAGAGAGGAAAAGAAGAAACAAACGCCCCCAAUCCCUCUGGUAAGCCCCAACACACAGCUGUACAAGCACACAGAGAGAUCUGAACACACAGAGAGAUCUGAACACAGUGAGAGAUCUGAACACGGAGAAAGAGAGAGAGAGAGAGAUAGAGAGAACUGUACACGGAGAGCAAGAACUGAACACAGAGGGAAAGAGACAACUGAACACAGAAAGUAAUCACGUGUGUCAAUGGAGUUAAAGAGAAUCUGUGAGUGGAGAUAUUAAACUGGAGACAGAAGUGUGUGUAUAUAUAUUUGUGUGUGAUGGCUGUUGAGCUGAUCGGGACGAGCUCGAGUGUGUGUGAAGCCCCGAAGAGCGAGGAGGAAGGCUGAGGAUCCCACAGGCUGAGGACUAAAGCUCUAACCCACCCUGAAUCAUAGACACACUCUGAUCAGAAUGAGCGGAGAUGUUCUCUAGCUGAGCUCUUUUACAGCAACCAAGUCUACGUUUCUACUUUGGGCACGUGUGUGUGUGUGUGUGUGUGUGCGUGUGUGUUGGAGCGCAUGGCCGUGGGCAGGCUGGUGCUAGUGUCCAGUGCCGUGGCACUGGUGUCACUGGUUCUGAACGUGGUGGCGGCGCUGGGUUCAGGCUGGGCUCUGCAGAGGACGGAGGACGGAAGUAAACGCAGCGUGGGGCUCUGGAAAAUGUGUAAACAUGUUACAGAGACACACACACUCGCCACCGCCACACCGUGCGAGUGGCUCACCUGGGGAGAUGAUCGCGCGGGAUACCAGGAGUCACGCAACACCGUCAAACUUCAGUUCGACAUGAUGCGAGCGUGUAACCUGAUGGCGACGGUGGCUCUCGCUGUGGGACAGCUCAUAUUCCUGCUGGGGAUUCUGAAGAUAAAGUGCAUUACCCAGGAUUCUCCUUGGUGGGAGGAGGCCAUUGCUGCCCUGUUUCAGCUGGCCAGUUUUGUGCUGGUGAUUGGCCUGGUGUCCUUCUACAGGAUCGGGCCGUACACACACCUGUCAUACUCGUGCUACGUGAACAUUGCUGCGUGUCUAUUGGCUACGCUGGCCGCCGCCCUGCUGAUCUGGAACAUCCUGCAUCGCCGUGACGACUGCAGGGGACCGCCCGUCAUAGUCAUCAGCCGCUCGCUCGCCAUGAACUUCACACCGCGCAUAGACAAUGAAUAUGUGGAGUCACCAUGCUGACACACACAUACACACCUGAGAGAGUUUUCAGUUAUUUUCAGCUUUGUUUGGUGAUUAAUUCUCUCUAACAGCAUCUCUGACUGUAGCACAGGUUUAUAUUAAUGCAUCUGUUCUAUUGUUAUGGUUUCUAUAGCAACAGCUCCGUCACAGGUUCACGUGCAGCAGAUACGGCACAUAAGUGUCUUUUCUGUAAAGUGAUGUUCAUGUAACAUUUAUGGAAGGAGUCUCCAGUGUCAGCAUUUGUCAGAGGUAAAGAAGAGCUUACAGAGAAUCAAGAGAGGCUGCUGAGGGAACGAGCUAUAAACGGGUCAAAAGAGGUGAAGUGUAAGAGGAAUAAAGCACUUAGAGAUGUUCUGUUAUAGGAAAAUAAUCAACUUUGGGUGGAAACAGUCACUUAGAUUUAUGACACCACAUUGUCACUCUGUAUUUUACUGUAACACACACACACACACACACACAAAUGUGUUUAUUAUUUACAUAACUUAUGUGUAUAAUAUUUCUAAAUUAUAUGGAUUUUGUAUAACAGUUUCUUAUUGGAGGAGAGUCAGAAAAACAUAUCAAAGACAACACACACACACACACACACACACACACACACACACACACACACACACACACACACACACACACACACACACACACA
Messenger RNA from Tachysurus vachellii, 1843 nucleotides. It is a transcript of the gene tmem204, whose product is annotated as transmembrane protein 204. NCBI's taxonomy places the organism in Eukaryota, Metazoa, Chordata, Actinopteri, Siluriformes, Bagridae. The coding region runs from base 547 to 1200 and encodes 217 amino acids. The record is from RefSeq and is a predicted model, not a curated record. The transcript has 3 exons.